AUGCCGAAAGUCAACAUCGACACGGUCGGGAACCCCCCCAAAGACUGCUCUCGUGACUCUAUUGAAGAUAUCUGGGGUCCCAGAACACCAUAUGUGCAUCAAUGGCCCACCAGAGUUGAUCAUGCCUGUGAUGAGACGCCUGAUAAAUGGGUUCAGAGUGCAUGCGUUCUAUGCAGCAACGGAUGUGGCCUUGACCUCGGAGUCAAAGAUGGCAAAGUCGUCGGCGUGAGAGGUCGCGCUGUCGAUCGCGUCAACAAGGGACGGCUGGGGCCUAAAGGCUUGAACGGCUGGAAAGCGAUUCAUAGCAAAGACCGCCUGACGCACCCAUUGAUCCGUCGCAAUGGAAAGCUUGAAGAGGCGACGUGGGAUGAAGCCAUGGACCUCAUCGUCAAAAAGUCGAAGGAAUUGGUUGAGAAGUUGACGGCGCAUAGUAUUGCGUUCUACACCAGUGGGCAAUUGUUACUUGAGGAGUAUUACGUGCUUGCUUUGAUUGGAAAGGCGGGACUUAACACCCUUCAUAUGGACGGAAAUACUCGCCUUUGCACCGCGACUGCAGCGGCUGCCAUGAGAGAAUCUUUCGGCUCUGAUGGACAGCCAGGCUCUUAUACGGAUAUCGACUACACGGACUGUAUCUUCAUGGUAGGCCAUAACAUGGCCGCCACUCAAACUGUUCUGUGGUCCAGGAUUCUCGACCGUCUAGCUGGACCCCAUCCACCAAAGCUCAUCGUCGUUGAUCCGAGAUACUCCGAGUCAGCGAGCAAAGCAACAGUCCAUCUUGCUCCUAAGAUUGGCACCAACCUUGCUUUGCUGAACGGUAUUCAGCACUUGUUGUUCAAGAACAACUGGAUCAACGAUGACUACAUCUCUAAACACGUCGUCGGCAUCGAAGACCUGAAGAAUACCGUAAAGGGUUACGAUCCCGAAAGAGUCUCGCAAAUCACCGGCGUACCUGUCAGCAAACUCGAAGAAGCAGCCCAGCUCAUCGGCCAAACUCCCAGUCUCUUAUCGUCAGCCCUUCAAGGCGUGUACCAAUCCAACCAAGCAACCGCAAGCGCCUGUCAAAUCAACAAUAUCCAUCUCCUACGCGGUCUACUCGGCAAACCUGGCAGUGGUAUUUUCCAGAUGAACGGGCAGCCCACCGCCCAGAAUAAUCGUGAGACCGGCUGUGAUGGAGAGUUCCCUGGUUUUAGGAACCACCAGAACGCUGCGCAUAUGCAAGACCUAGCUGAUCUGUGGAAUAUUGAGAGUAUCAAAGUUCCGCACUGGAACCAACCUACCCAUAUUCACAACAUGUUGAACUUUAUGGAGAAGGGGUCUAUUAGGAUGGUUUGGGUGUCGGGUACGAAUCCGCUUGUCAGUUUACCCAACCUUGCCAAAAUCAGGGAUAUCUUUACGAUGCCUGAGUUAUUCGUCGUUUGUCAGGAUCUCUAUAUGACUGAGACUGCCGCCGUGGCCGAUGUUGUCCUUCCUGCUGCGCAAACGGGCGAGAAGACUGGUUGUUUCACAAAUGUUGACAGAACAGUGCAUUUAUCGCACAAAGCUGUUGAUCCACCUGGCCAAGCAAAGGCAGAUCUGGAUAUCUUCUUGGAUUACAGUCGAAGAAUGGGCUUCAAGAACAAGGAUGGUGGUCCACUGACGCCUUGGACUGAACCUGAGGAGGUUUUCAAGGCUUGGCAGCGACUUUCUGCUGGUCGACCUUGCGAUUAUUCUGGCAUGUCUUAUGCGAAGCUUACCGGCGGUUCGGGCCUUCAGUGGCCUUGCAAUGAGGACUAUCCAGUCGGAAAAGAACGGCUCUUUGAUGAUGGGAUAUUCUUCACGGAUAUCAACUACUGUGAGAGCUAUGGACACGAUUUACAGACUGGUGUGCCGUAUUCGGAGGAUUACUACAAGGAACUCCGCCCAGCAGGUCGCGCCAUUCUCAAAGCCUGCGAUUAUGUACCUCCGUACGAAGACACGGACGACGAGUAUCCUUUGCGAUUGUCGACGGGACGAAAUGUGUUUCAAUUCCAUACCAGGACCAAAACUGGACGAACAGCCCUGCAGAAUGCGGCACCCGACCCUGAGAUUCGGAUCUCUGAGAAAGAUGCCCCGAAGUAUGAUCUAAAGACUGGAGACAUGGUGCUAGUCAAGUCGAGGCGCGGACAGGUUGAAGUUAAGGUGAAGAUUGGCAAGAUCUCGCAAGGACAGGCGUUCAUUCCGUUCCAUUUUGGAUAUUUUGAUUUAAAGGACGGAAGAGCAAGAGCUGCGAAUGAAUUGACUAUCACGGAAUGGGAUCCUAUUUCCAAGCAGCCAACCUUCAAAUCAGGUGCCAUAUCUAUUCAAAAGAUCCCAUCUGACGGAACAGUCCCAGUCGCCAAAGAGCAACAAUCCGCAGCUGUCGCCAGAGCAGAGAAUUACGAUGCCGACGAUUCGAAAGUUACAAAAGAUGAUCUUGACAACCGUGAGCGCCAAUUAGAAACCUGGCUAGGCGAAGCCUUUGAAGCAAUCAUUCUCCUGAAGGAAAUAACAGAGGAAUUAUUCGGCCAUCUAAUUCACGACUCAGAAGCCCACUCUGGCCUUCGUAUCUUGAUUCAAAUUACCAAAGAUACUAUCGAUCAGUUGCAGCCUCAUGUAGAGAAAUUUGGAGAGAAUCAAGCGAGGGGAAAACAUACGGCGCAUCUCCUCCGCGAUGCGCUUUUUCCAAAGUCAGACACAGACAAACUGCCCGCUCAGCUUCAGGUACUAGAGGCAUUGAGAAGCUUGCAGGUUUAUCUAGCGCAUUUACGCGUUGGAUUGGACGCGCUGAACCCUGUUAGUCAAGCAAUGUGGGACGGGGACUUUUUCGAUGCGGUGAUUUAUGCGAUUUCGCAGGUUAAGAGGAUGCAGGAUUGGGUUACCGAGCAGAUCAAGGUCAGGGCCCCGCAGGCUUUGCUGGUCCCUUGUAAAGUUGAGUGA
This is a messenger RNA of Fusarium coffeatum, 2934 nucleotides long. RefSeq lists its product as uncharacterized. Lineage: Eukaryota; Fungi; Ascomycota; Sordariomycetes; Hypocreales; Nectriaceae. The transcript is spliced from 4 exons. The record is from RefSeq and is a predicted model, not a curated record. Gene Ontology annotation, molecular function: oxidoreductase activity; molybdopterin cofactor binding. Bases 1 to 2934 code for a protein of 977 amino acids.